GCGGCGACUGGCGGGCCUUCGUCCUACUGUUGCUGGGAUAGGUCCGUGGUCUCUACGGGCGGCAGGGCCACGCCAAUCAGACGCACGCAGCUUCUGAACGUCAUCACUGGGCGCUGGAGAAGACUGUGCUGCCGAGAGGCAGGCCGGCGCGACAUGGCUCUUUUCCUCGUGCACAGGUAUCUUGGCGAGGAAGACAACAACCUGGAAGACCGUUCACAAGUGCUCUUGCGGCGGCUACAGGAACAGGCGAGAGUCCGGCAGCAGCAAAAGCAGCAGCAGGAUGAUCCCAUUUCUGUGGAACUCAGCGGCAGACCAGAGAAUGAAAUCUUUGGCUUGGACGUGGAGAAGGAAUCAAAGCAGGAGAUGAAAAAGAGAGAGCAAAGGGAAGAAUCCCCUGUUGGAGGAGAACACCGUAGAAAGAGAAAGAAGAAAUUAUGCACCACUGGGGGAGAAAGCAUGGAUGAGGAAGAUGGUGGUCUUAGUCCAAGACGAAGUAAAAUGAAUGAAGAGGAAUCCAAAACGCUACAAGGAAGGACUGAUGGAGGAGAUGGAAGUGAAAUUAAGUUAGCGAGUCACUUAGAAAAUGACGGUGCAGCAGGAGAGAGGGAGGCUGGCUCUGAAGCAGCCAACGUACACAAGAGCCCUGAUGGAGAGGAGCAGAUGCUGAAGCUGCCACUGGAUCCAAAGAGCCUUCCGCCACCUCCUGACACGAUCGUUCUCGGGGGCUGGAGUCGAAAGGCUGUGCAGAAGGUGCACCCUCUUCUGCCACAAUGGCUUGCAGAACCCAAGCUAGUCCAGAGAUGCAUCAGAGAGAACCUUGUUCCUCUCCAGGAUGUUCCAGUUAUCCACCCUAAAUUGAUGAAGAAACUGCAAGCAAAUGGAAUAGAAUCUUUAUUUCCAGUUCAGGCUGAGGUGAUUCCAGCUAUCUUGGAAAGCGGGUCCAAUGGGUUUUUGGCCGGCAGAGGUGGCUACCAGCCCAGUGACAUCUGUGUCUCGGCCCCCACAGGCAGCGGCAAAACCCUGGCCUUUGUCAUUCCUGUGGUACAGGCUCUGUUAGACCGAGUUGUCUGCCGAGUCCGAGCGCUGGCCGUCUUGCCCACUAAGGAGCUAGCCCAACAGGUGAGUAAAGUAUUCAACAUCUACACUGACGGGACAGGAUUGAAAGUGGUCCAGCUCACCGGGCAGAAAUCAUUUGCGAAGGAGCAGGCGUCGCUCGCUGAGGAGACACUGACUGGAGUUCGCAGCCUGGCGGACAUCGUCGUGGCCACUCCCGGGCGCCUUGUGGACCAUCUUCAGCAGAGCCCCCUGUUCAGCCUGAGAGAACUUCGCUUCCUGAUCAUUGACGAAGCCGACCGCAUGAUUGACAGCAUGCACCAGGACUGGCUGUGGCAGGUUGUGGCGGCAGCCUGCCGAGCGGAAGAGGGCUCUAGUGCCCCCCAGCUCUUCCAGAGGGCAAAGCAGGGCCUCAUCACAGCAGCCAGGGCUUGCUGCCCCCACCUCCCUCUGCAGAAGCUCCUCUUCUCGGCCACCCUGACCCAGAACCCUGAGAAGCUGCAGCCGCUGGGCCUCUACCAGCCUCGCCUCUUCAUGCCAGUCUCCUUGGAGAAGCCGGCAGGUGCAGCGGAGGCGCUGCAGGACGGGGCCAAGAAGAAGUACGCCCUCCCAGAGGGGCUUUCGCACUACUACGUGCCCUGCAGCCUGAGGUGGAAGCCCCUCUUCCUGUUGCACUUCCUGCUGAGGCUGAAAUUCUCCCGCGUCCUCUGCUUCACCAACAGCAAAGACACGUCACACAGGCUCUUCCUGCUGCUUCGAGCAUUUGGUGGAGUGGCUGUGGCAGAGUUCUCUUCACGGCUGAGUCCAAGCAAAAGGAAGCAGACACUGAAGGAAUUUGAACAGGGGAAGAUCCAGCUAUUAAUCAGCACAGACGCCACCGCUCGAGGGAUAGACAUUGGCGGAGUAAAAUGUGUCAUCAGCUACGAUGCCCCCCAGUUUAUCAGGACCUACAUCCACCGGGUGGGCAGAACGGCACGUGCAGGAAAAGCUGGCCUGGCCUUCACCAUGCUGCUGAAACAGCAGGAAAGGAAAUUCCAGAAGAUGCUGAAGGAAGCUGGUCUUCCAGAGUUGGAGCGGCAGUUGGUGAAGAGCGAGUCCAUUCAGCCUCUCCUCCAGCAGUACGAGGAAGCUUUGGCUGAACUCCAGAAGAUGAUCAAGGAGGAGCAGGCUGAGAAGCGAUCCUGAGGAGAUCUCCAGGGGCGCCUGCGAGCUCCUGUAGAGAACACUCUGCGUUGUGCUUUGGAUUCGGACGACCUCUCGGCUGCACAACAUUCAGAAGCAAUUCUGGACGAUUAUGAGCUCCUUGAAGUGUUGGGAAGUGAAAGGCGUGUCCGUCCCGCAGCUGCAGCACAGCAGGCUUCCCGGCCCCUCCUCGGAAGGAAGCGAGGGCAGCUCUCACCCCCGCAGAGGCCGACGUAACGCGUUUUAAAGGCUCUCUCCCUGUGGGCCAAAGGGGGGCUGCCAGCCUGCCUUGGGAGUGGAGUUGACCCUUGCCGGCCUUGCUUGACCAAGUGCAGCUCCCUUGUUGACGAAAGAGGGGAUGGGGUGUUUGCUGUGCUCGGCUGCACUUUGAGCAAGGGGUGCCUCUGUGGCCCCAAGAGCCUCUCCGUGAAGAGGGGGAGGAGAGGUUUUAAAUAAAAAGAAUGGCCUGUGUUUUGGGGGCAGGCAAUAUUUU
Rhineura floridana is the source of this 2728-nucleotide messenger RNA. RefSeq names its product DEAD-box helicase 51 (gene DDX51). The transcript is spliced from 16 exons. Gene Ontology annotation, cellular component: nucleus. The record is from RefSeq and is a predicted model, not a curated record. Bases 154 to 2238 code for a protein of 694 amino acids. Gene Ontology annotation, molecular function: nucleic acid binding; ATP binding. Lineage: Eukaryota; Metazoa; Chordata; Lepidosauria; Squamata; Rhineuridae.